AUGAAGUAUUUGGCGGUAGGAUUGUUGUGCGCGGUUUGCUUGAGUGCCGUUCAAGCGGUUCCGGUUUUAUCACAGCAGAGGCAGCCCAUCGUUGAAACUUUGAAUCCGGUGGUACGGACCUCGGAACCGGAAGUGGUCCGUGCUAAGCGUCUUAUCGGACUUGGCGGAAUCGGAGUUGGUGUCGGUUUGAUUGGAGGAGGAAUUGGAUAUGGUGGCGGCUAUGGAGGCGGCUAUGGAGGAGGAUUUGGAUACGGUGGCGGCUAUGGAGGAGGUUACGGUGGGCCGAUAGGACCAUAUGGCCCACCGGCCCCACCACCACCACCGCCACCAUUUGGUGGACCUUACGGAGGAUACGGAUACGGACCGUACGGAGGAGGAUAUGCGCCUUAUGGUGGUGGAUAUGCAGGAGGAUACGAGUAUGGAUAUGGAUACGGUUCGGGAUAUGGAUUUUACGGUUGA
This is a messenger RNA of Armigeres subalbatus, 459 nucleotides long. Its product is annotated as ctenidin-3-like. Bases 1 to 459 code for a protein of 152 amino acids. The transcript has a single exon. The record is from RefSeq and is a predicted model, not a curated record. NCBI's taxonomy places the organism in Eukaryota, Metazoa, Arthropoda, Insecta, Diptera, Culicidae.